AUGUUACAACCAUUCCAGUUGAAUAUUUGUUAUAUUGCUAGAUUUAAAAAUAAAGUAGCAGACUUGCUUUCCCGACCAAGGAGAAUUUUUUCAAGGGAUAUGGAAUUAAAAGAUAAAGUUGAAAUUGACACAGUUUCUAGAAAUGAUUAUGUAACAACAAUGAUACAGCAUGAAUCUACUGGUGGUAGUGAAGUAGAUAAUGGAACAGAUGAUAAAACACAUGAAAUUAUGGAUAAGAAAAUUUUUGUUUUUUAUAAUAAUGUUCUUAAUGAUAAUGUUGGUAGAAGUUUCACCACUGAUCACCUAAUUGAAGCACAAAGUCAGGAUAGUCAAUUAAAAGACGAUAAUUUUAAAUCUUCAAAAAUUCUCAAAAUUCUUAAUAAGAGUUGGUUUAACCCAAGAAUGUUUGUAGUAUUGAAAAGUAUUGAAGAUAGUUGUGAAGCAUGUUUAAGAAUGGAUAGACAUCAUAAUCCCAAGUUGAGAAAGUUGAUAUUGAUGUACAAGCAACCUAGGGUUGCAUAUGCAGUUGACUUGGCAGGACCAUAG
Strongyloides ratti is the source of this 546-nucleotide messenger RNA. RefSeq lists its product as hypothetical. Bases 1 to 546 code for a protein of 181 amino acids. The transcript has 2 exons. The record is from RefSeq and is a predicted model, not a curated record. Lineage: Eukaryota; Metazoa; Nematoda; Chromadorea; Rhabditida; Strongyloididae.